AUGACUUCGCUCCGCCCUAAUAUUAUUCUGCUCAAGCAAGGAACGGAUUCUUCCCAAGGUAUUCCUCAGAUUAUUUCUAACAUCAACGCCUGUGAAGUGAUUGCGGAUAUCGUCCGCACGACGUUGGGUCCGAGGGGCAUGGACAAGCUGAUUCAUUCAGCGAACCGCGAGCCGACUAUCACUAACGACGGGGCUACUGUCAUGAGUUUACUUAAUAUCAGCCAUCCCGCGGCUAAGUUGAUGUCGGACAUCUCGAAGGCUCAGGAUGAUGAAGUCGGAGACGGCACUACGUCAGUGGUAUUGCUCGCAGCUGAGUUGUUGAAGGAAGCGAAGAUGUUCCUGGAGGAAGGCCUACCACCUCGGGCUCUUCUUAAGGGCUAUCGGAAGGCACUUGAACUGGCACUGGACAAACUCGAGGAGGUUGCAGUAGAUCUGACGGCCAAGGCCCCUGAGGAAAAGAGGGCUAUGUUGGUGAAGUGUGCUGAGACUACUCUAAACAGUAAACUUGUUAGUGGUCAGAAAAAGUUCUUUUCCGACAUGGUGGUUUCAGCGGUACUGAUGCUUGACCAGGACUCCCUCCCUGUCAACAUGAUUGGCUUCAAGAAGGUCCCGGGUGGCUCCCUGACUGAGUCGAGACUGGUUGAUGGAGUAGCUUUCAAGAAGACUUUCUCGUAUGCUGGUUUCGAACAACAGCCGAAGUACUUCAAGAACCCGAAGAUUCUCCUACUCAAUUUGGAGCUGGAGUUGAAGGCUGAGAAAGACAACGCUGAGGUGCGCAUCUCGAAUCCGGAUGAAUACCAGGAAAUUGUCGAUGCUGAAUGGAAUGUGAUUUACGAGAAGUUGGAUAACAUCGCUAAGAGCGGCGCUCAAGUGGUCCUGUCUCGUCUGCCGAUCGGAGAUCUAGCGACUCAGUAUUUCGCCGAUAGAAAUAUAUUCUGUGCUGGUCGGGUCGAUCAAGAUGAUAUGAAUCGAACUCUGUUGGCUGUUGGUGGUUCGGUGCAAACGACUGUAAACGGCCUCACUGACGAUGUUCUCGGUACUUGUGGGAAUUUCGAGGAAAUCCAGAUUGGAAAUGAGCGCUACAACAUCUUCCAUCAGUGCCCUCAAUCUAAGAGCGCAACCAUAAUCCUACGCGGAGGCGCUGCACAGUUCAUCGAAGAGGCUGAGCGCUCUCUUCACGAUGCUGUCAUGGUCGUCAGAAGGGCUCUCAAGUGCUCCAAGAUCGUCGGUGGUGGCGGGGCUAUCGAACUUGAGCUUUCGCGAUAUCUACGUGAGUACUCAAGGACGUGUACAGGAGCCGACCAAGCUGUUAUUAAUUAUUAUGCAAGGGCGCUCGAGUGCAUCCCUCGUACGUUGGCUAAGAACAGCGGUGCUGAUGCUACUGACCUGCUGAAUAAACUACGUUAUAAGCAUGCAGAGGGAUUGGUGGGCCGAUGGUAUGGUGUUGACUGCUAUAAUUGCGACAUUACUGAGACUGUGGAGAACUUCAUUUGGGAGCCAGUCGUGGUGAAGCGGAACGCUCUGGCGGCAGCGACUGAGGCGGCUUGUAUGAUUCUUAGCAUCGAUGAGACGGUUACUAACCCGAAGUCUGAACAACCUGGCGGCGGCAAAGGAGGCAUGCCUAUGGGCAAAGGGCGUGGUAUGAUGGGUGGUAAAGGAAUGGGUCGUCGAUAG
Molecule: messenger RNA, 1674 nt
Organism: Perkinsus marinus ATCC 50983
Lineage: Eukaryota; Perkinsozoa; Perkinsida; Perkinsidae
Product: T-complex protein 1 subunit eta, putative
Exons: 15
Coding region: 1-1674 (557 amino acids)
Biological process (GO): protein folding
Cellular component (GO): chaperonin-containing T-complex
Molecular function (GO): ATP hydrolysis activity; ATP-dependent protein folding chaperone; ATP binding
Source: RefSeq, a predicted model, not a curated record